AUGGAUAGUACAAAUAUUAGAGUUUUAUCUCAGAAUUGUUGGGGUAUACCAUUUCUUAGUUUAUUUAGGAAAGAAAGGAUAUUAGCUUUGGCAAAAGAGAUUAGCACAGGAAAAUAUGAUAUUGUUGCUUUGCAAGAAGUUUGGUCUGAAGAGGAUUACACAUGUUUAUGUAUGUAUUCAAAGUCAGUCUUACCCUAUUCACAUUAUUUUUAUACUGGUGUUAUAGGAAGUGGCCUUUGUAUAUUAUCUAAAGGCCCUAUAUUGAAUACUAUAAUUCACCAAUAUAGUUUAAAUGGCAAACCUCACAAAAUUUGGCAUGGGGACUGGUUUGGGGGAAAAUGUGCAACUCUGAGUAUUCUCCAGUUUGAUUCAUUCAUAAUCCAUUUUUAUCUAACUCAUACCAUAGCUAAAUAUACUACCUCAAAUAGCUUAGCUGAGAAUAUUGUUCUAAAAAAUUAUAAUGAUGACCCAUUGAAUUAUUUUGACCAUUACUCAAAAACGGAUGAUAUUUAUGCUGUACAUAGAUUAUGCCAAUUGUUUGAAUUAGCUAAUUUUAUAACUCUAACAUCUAAUUCAAAGCAUGAUGCAAUUAUAUUAGCUGGGGACUUGAACUGUUCACCUAAUGAGUUACCAAUCAAACUUUUAUUAACAUACACUGGACUAAGUGAUUCAUGGCAAUCAUAUUUUAAUAAUUCCAUUAUCAAUUGUGAAUGUGAAGAUUAUUUGUGCAAGGAUGAAAAUGAAAAAUAUAAAGGGACUUAUAUUGAUAAUGGUUUAAUUCAAAGAAAAAAUAUGGGAAAACUUCCACCUCACAAUAUAAUUAAAAAUGAUAAUUUUGAAUUUCCAGAAACAUUAAAUUCAGAUGAAAACAUUGAGGAUAAUGUUUCAUUAAUAAAUUCAUUAGAACCUAAAGAUUCUUGGACAUUUUCUAAUCCUUCUAACUCAUUUACAGUUUCUCAAUCAUUUACUAACAUAAUUAGUGCUAAAAUGAGUCAAUGUUGGGAUUUUAUGAAAGCUCAUAAAUGUGACAUAAAUAAUUUUCAUAAUGUACCCUGCUCCGGGCAACGAUUGGAUUAUAUUUUGUUUGGAGUUGUCAAUCAAAGUGUGAAAAUAGAUUGUCACAGAUAUCGAAUAUUUUCUGAUAAAGUUAAUUAUCAACACAAUAAAAUAGAAUGCAUGAGUUUGUCUGAUCACGAAGGUGUUCUUGUUCAUUUUUCUUUGGCCAGAAAUAAAGAUAAAAUCCGAUGCAACGAUUCUCAAGAAAGAACAUUCCCACUAUGCAAAGAUGCUAUCUAUUUACCGACCGUCGAUUUGAUUCUCGAAAAAGCAUUGGUAGAUGGCAACAAAGAAUCUAGGGUGUAUAAAAUAUUAUCCUUCGCAUUAUCCGUCCUUUUGUUUGUCCUGUUUCUAUACGAAAGCUGUCUAAAAAUUGUGCUCUCACCAUUCCUUUCAUCCCUAACCUUUUCAGUGUCGAUAGUCUUUCUGCGCAUGAAUGUUUACUCGUUUAUAUGUUUUUGCCUUUGGAUGGCUCUAGUGUGUCAUCGGACCGAAGUUAGCGCGCUUAAAAACGUCAGGAAAACAAUCGAACUAUUGAGGUUGCAUCACGAUACUCAAUUAAAUAAUUUGGGAGUUUAAUAAACACUUGUACAAUUUCUAUUUCGACUGAUUGUAAUUUAUGAAUGGACAUUCAAUCAAUAAUUAAAAAAAAUAAUAUAUAAAAUUUCUUUGAUAUGUAAUUUUAUUUAUUCCAAUCA
Molecule: messenger RNA, 1754 nt
Organism: Gordionus sp. m RMFG-2023
Lineage: Eukaryota; Metazoa; Nematomorpha; Gordioida; Chordodea; Parachordodidae
Exons: 7
Coding region: 1-1635 (544 amino acids)
Molecular function (GO): sphingomyelin phosphodiesterase activity
Source: RefSeq, a predicted model, not a curated record